Laccaria bicolor S238N-H82 is the source of this 856-nucleotide messenger RNA. RefSeq lists its product as uncharacterized. NCBI's taxonomy places the organism in Eukaryota, Fungi, Basidiomycota, Agaricomycetes, Agaricales, Hydnangiaceae. Bases 4 to 750 code for a protein of 248 amino acids. Gene Ontology annotation, cellular component: cytoplasm. The transcript is spliced from 2 exons. The record is from RefSeq and is a predicted model, not a curated record.
CUUAUGUUGAUAUUUUACGACAUUACCAGCGAGAUACCGGGCAGGGCAUGGUCUCCCAAUACUUGGAAGACACGAUUCUGCCUGAAUUACAAGGGUAUACCAUAUAGAACGGAAUGGGUCGAGUAUCCUGAUAUCGAACCUCUCUGCAUCGAGAGGGGUAUCCCACCCACGAGCUACUGGGCGGACGGUAAACCUCACUACACCCUACCUGCCAUCCACGAUCCCUCUACAGGAACAUACAUCGCCGACUCCCUCCUCAUCGCGGAGUACCUCGACAAAACGUAUCCAGACACCCCACGGAUCUUUCCGCGUGGUCUUGAGGCCCUCCAGCUCGGCUUCGUCAAGUCCUUCAUGACCCAACUCGACAGCAUCUGGACUAGCAUCAUUCCUCAAAUUGCUAACCACCUUAGUCCUCGCUCACUGGAAUACUUUCGGCGGACGAGGGAGAAGUCGUUCCAUAAGCAGUUGGAGGACAUAGCUCCCGUUGGACAGGCGCAGAGUGAGGCUUGGGAUCUGUUCAAGCGCGGACUGGAUGUCGUGAACGGGUGGUUGGAGAAAAAUAGUGCGUCGGGGCCGUUUGUGAUGGCUGAUACCGUUUCAUGGGCGGACUUUGCCGUUGGGGGUUAUCUUAUCUGGAUGAAGAUUGUUUGGGGCGAGGAUAGUCAGCAGUGGAAGGAUAUUUCAAGUUGGGGUGAGGGAAGGUGGGGUGCUCUCAUCGAGGGUUUGGAGAAGUACAGUGAAAUCAAGUAACCAACAUCAGAGCUGGCUCGAAAGCUCUACAUACUUAGCACCGAGAUUUUUCAGUGUAUUUUCCUGGAAGCCAGCAUGAAUCUGUCUCAGCAUUUUUUCCUCAUGG